AUGGCCCAGUGGAGCAAAACGGCUCCAAGAACUACCCUCCUUUUCAAAGAAAAUCGCAAACUCACAUUCCAAGGUGGGCACACGACAGUGGUGGUGGAGGACUCCACCACUUACCAUUGCUCGUUUGGGCUCUACACUGAAGAGCUGAAGUAUGAAGCUGGAUUACGUUAUACCGUAUUGGUGCUGGAUAUUCUGAUCUAUGUCGGCAUGAUUCUCGCCUCGAUUCUUCUGCUCAUUGGCCUGUCCAUCUACAACCAAUGGCUGUUGGUGCCAUGGAUCAUCAUUAUGGGCAUUGACAUCAUUCGUGGCUUAAUCUCUGUGCUAUUCAUCUUCAUUUACAGCUAUAUUCUGUAUUCUAUUCUUGUUGGACUCGCUGCUUGGGGAUUAUCCGACACAGCGAAUAAUGGCGACGCGUCUCAUUUUCGUAGUUGCGAACUGGAAGCGCAAGGGAAACUGCCGGCAGCCAUGGCUAAAGUCGAAGUACAGAUUCGUAGUUGCUUUUGUUGUGGAUUAUCAUUAGCUACUGUAUUCGUCGCCCUCUAUACCUUGAUUCUGUAUUCUAUUCUUGUUGGACUCGCUGCUUGGGGAUUAUCCGACACAGCGAAUAAUGGCGACGCGUCUCAUUUUCGUAGUUGCGAACUGGAAGCGCAAGGGAAACUGCCGGCAGAAAAUCGCAAACUCACAUUCCAAGGUGGGCACACGACAGUGGUGGUGGAGGACUCCACCACUUACCAUUGCUCGUUUGGGCUCUACACUGAAGAGCUGAAGUAUGAAGCUGGAUUACGUUAUACCGUGUUGGUGCUGGAUAUUCUGAUCUAUGUCGGCAUGAUUCUCGCCUCGAUUCUUCUGCUCAUUGGCCUGUCCAUCUACAACCAAUGGCUGUUGGUGCCAUGGAUCAUCAUUAUGGGCAUUGACAUCAUUCGUGGCUUAAUCUCUGUGCUAUUCAUCUUCAUUUACAGCUAUGUGAGUGCCGUUUGUUCGCCUAUAGACUGUGGUUGA
Messenger RNA from Ostertagia ostertagi, 999 nucleotides. NCBI's taxonomy places the organism in Eukaryota, Metazoa, Nematoda, Chromadorea, Rhabditida, Trichostrongylidae. The record is from the annotation of a GenBank genome assembly.